UUUUUUUUAUUUUUUUUUAUUUUAGAUAAAUCCAAUUUGAUUCGUGUUGGUGGUAGACUAGAAGCAUCAAACUGCAGCUAUGAGAGGAAACAUCCUAUUCUUCUCCAUUCAACACAUCAAUUGACUAAACUUUUGUUUCAACGGGAGCACAUAAACAACAUGCACGCUGGUCCACAAUUAUUACUUGCAGCGGUCAGGGAAACAGUAUGGCCUGUUAGUGGAAGACAUCUUGCUAGGCGUACGGUUAAUAAUUGUACUCGAUGUAGGCGCUUGAGAGGUAAAACUUUAGUCCCUAAAAUGGGCAAUCUUCCAGCCCAAAGAGUAAACCCUGACUUUCCCUUUUUGUCUGUUGGCUUAGACUUCGCGGGCCCAUUUCAUAUCCUAAACCGCAAGGGCCGUGGUAGUCGGCUUAUUAAAUGUUACUUGUGCUUAUUUUUUGCCUCCGCUAUAAAUGAAGAUCCUUUUGUAAUGACACUUCGAAGGUUUAUUGCGUGUAGGGGCAAACCAGCAGAAAUAUUGUGCGACAACGGUCGUAACUUUGUAGCAGCCGCAAAGGACGUAGGAACGUUUUUAAAGGAUAGUGCGGAGCCGCUGUCUGAUUUUGCAAGUCAACAAGGAAUAAAGUUUACGUUUAUACCUACUUACGCUCCUCACUUCGGCGGCAUCUGGGAAGCCGGCGUAAAGUCAGCUAAACAUCAUCUCAGACGUGUCAUUGGCAAUAGCCACCUAACUUUCGAAGAAAUUUCUACUUUGUUCGCGCAAGUGGAAGCUAUAUUGAAUAGUCGUCCCUUGUGCCCCUUAUCUUCCUGUCCUAAUGAUUUCCUCUCCCUCUCUCCAGGGCACUUCCUAAUCGGAAGACCGCUGACUGCGCUGCCGUCACCGAGCUUUGAAGAUUGCAAUGAAUCCCGACUGCAACGCUAUAAUCGCCUGCAGAUGAUUCGCCACCACUUUUGGCAAAGAUGGCAGCGAGAAUACCUCUCAGAGCUACAGCAGAGAUUUAAAUGGAAGGCCAAUAUGGAUAAGUUAAUUGUAGGAGACCUGGUUCUACUCCAAGAAGACAACUUACCUCCCUUGAGCUGGCGACUCGGUCGAGUUCUACGUUUAUUCCCGGGACCAGAUGGAGUAUCGAGAGUUGCAGAUGUCAAUACCAUUAAAGGAUGCGUGCGACGACCUCUGGUUCGUCUGUGCCCAUUGCCAACCACUGAAGAACUUCGGGGUUGAAAGUCGCCUUUCAACGAGGCGGGAAGAUGUUCAGGCGCACACUCCAUUAGCGCCUUGUCAUUAUUUAAGAGCAACGCCACACAAAAACAUCGCGUUACUUUGCAUCAGGAGCAAAAACUGCAUAACGACACAUCUCAUUCGACCGUCAUUGUGAUAGGACAUACGACAAAGUAAACUUAUUUCAAUCGCAUUAUAUAUCGUUUCAAUUGCCUCCACUUAUGUUCUA
This is a messenger RNA of Pectinophora gossypiella (pink bollworm), 1447 nucleotides long. RefSeq lists its product as uncharacterized. The transcript has a single exon. Gene Ontology annotation, biological process: DNA integration. Gene Ontology annotation, molecular function: nucleic acid binding. The coding region runs from base 160 to 1221 and encodes 353 amino acids. The record is from RefSeq and is a predicted model, not a curated record. Lineage: Eukaryota; Metazoa; Arthropoda; Insecta; Lepidoptera; Gelechiidae.